GUACGAUACCAAAGAAAGGGUCCGUUCCUGUUGUAAACUACUCGGAAAGAAUCAAGUGGUGUAAAAAUGAACAAAGUCAUGUGAAAUCUUUGAGAUGGACCCCCUCAGGCUCCAAAAUGUUCGUCUUAAAGUUCUUGGCCUGUCUAUUUCUUAUAGUUGUUGGAAGAGCUUCUGUCCCAGAAAACUUCAUUCUAGAUGUUUCAAAAUCUUGUGGUGAAAAGACGGCAGACGGCAGCUACUAUUCUGGAACUGGAGCAAACGUGACCAUCAAGUCUGAUCUCCAUGUCCGAGCUAAGGUCCACUGUGCUAAUAGCAAAAUCGUACAAAUUAAUCCCAUCAACGACACCAAUACUGAAACCACUCUCAAGCUGUGUUACACAAACGAUACUACCACUUGCGCAGUAGCAGAUGAUUGCUACUUCAAUACACCCGCCGUUGGAUCGAAUUUCUACUCAGUCGAGUUGGAGGUCUAUUGGGGAUUUGACAACGGCACACUGAUGAAUGAAUACGAAACGUAUACAAUAUCCUGUAUCUCUGAAGGAAACAAAACUGAAACGAUGAGUAACAAAGCAGUUGAGGAUGAUUUCGUCCCUUUAACUGGUAACCUCGUAGGAAAUUUGGGCGGUAACUAUGCAGAAGGCUCUUCAUUAAAAUUGAUAGACGUUUUAGGCAAUGAGAUCACAGGUGCUUUACCAAUGGAAAAGAAAGUUCAUUUAAGAAUAGAAACCACCAGUUCCGAAUAUUCAGGCGUAAUACCAUACAACUGUAACGCUAAGAGCAAAGAUGGAAAUACGAUAUAUUCAAUUCUCCAAGCAGGAUGUGGCGAAGGUGUUAUAUUUCCCAAAUCUGUAGGAUUUACCACAAAGGGACAAAUGUCAACAAGUCCGUUUUUUAAGGUUUUUCGAUUGAUGGAAGAUGGAUCAGAUAUAGGCAUUUCAUACGAAUGUUCUUUUGUAGUUUGUAAUAACACGUGCGAUGGGUCAUCUUGUUCAUUGAGAAGUAAGAGAUCAUCAGAGCCUUCAGGCAAGUAA
This is a messenger RNA of Mytilus californianus (California mussel), 1031 nucleotides long. RefSeq names its product vitelline envelope sperm lysin receptor-like. The record is from RefSeq and is a predicted model, not a curated record. The transcript has 10 exons. The coding region runs from base 117 to 1031 and encodes 304 amino acids. Lineage: Eukaryota; Metazoa; Mollusca; Bivalvia; Mytilida; Mytilidae.